Molecule: messenger RNA, 2172 nt
Organism: Prunus armeniaca (apricot)
Lineage: Eukaryota; Viridiplantae; Streptophyta; Magnoliopsida; Rosales; Rosaceae
Source: the annotation of a GenBank genome assembly
AUGGCUGCUACUUCUGCUGUCCAUUUUACCGUGAAUUCCUCAGAAACCAAGAGACCCAUCUUCUUCACUUCACCGUUUAGACAAAUUCCAACCAAAAGAUUCAACCUUUCUUGCAGGUCCACCAAGUCUCCUCCAAAAUCUCCACCAGAUUUAGCAGAACCCAACAGCAAGAACAACAAGAAGAAGAACGACAACAACAACCAAAAAAACCCAUCUUUAUCUUUGUCUGAGCAACUCCAGCCUCUAACCUCAACCACUCUCUCCAACCCUCCCAAAGACCAAUCCCAAUUGCUUUCCAAGCCGAAGUCCAUUUGGGUGAACCCUGCCAAGCCCAAACGCUCUGUGCUCUCUCUGCAGAGGCAGAAACGGUCACUUUACUCUUACAAUCCUCAGGUGAGAGAUCUCAGGCAGUUUGCUCAUAAGCUCAAUGAUUGUGAUGCCUCUCAAAGUGCUUUCUUGGCUGCUCUUGAAGAAAUCCCACACCCACCCACUAGAGAAAAUGCGCUUUUGAUACUCAAUAGCUUGAAGCCAUGGCAGAAAACCCAUAUGUUCUUCAAUUGGGUGAAGGCCCAGAAUUCGUUUCCCAUGGAUACCAUAUUCUACAAUGUCACAAUGAAGUCUUUGAGGUUUGGGAGGCAGUUUCAACUCAUUGAAGAGCUUGCUGAGGAGAUGGUAAGCAAUGAGAUUGAGCUUGAUAACAUUACUUACUCCACUAUAAUUACUUGUGCCAAGAGGUCCAAGCUUUUUGACAAGGCAGUGGAGUGGUUUGAGAGGAUGUACAAGACUGGUUUAAUGCCUGAUGAGGUGACUUACUCUGCUAUUUUAGAUGUUUAUGCCAAAUUGGGAAAGGUUGAGGAGGUUCUUAGUUUAUAUGAGAGAGGGAGAGCCAGUGGGUGGAAACCAGACCCCAUUGCAUUUUCUGUCUUGGGUAAGAUGUUUGGUGAGGCUGGGGACUAUGAUGGCAUUAGGUAUGUCUUGCAGGAAAUGGCUGCUCUUGGUGUGCAGCCUAAUUUGGUUGUGUACAAUACUUUGUUAGAGGCAAUGGGCAAGGCUGGAAAGCCUGGUUUAGCAAGAAGCUUAUUCGAAGAAAUGGUGGGAUCCGGACUGAAACCAAAUGAGAAAACAUUGACAGCGCUUGUUAAGAUCUAUGGCAAGGCUAGGUGGGCUCGAGAUGCUUUGGAAUUAUGGGAACGAAUGAGGUCGAACGAGUGGCCUAUGGACUUCAUUUUGUAUAACACAUUGUUGAAUAUGUGUGCUGACCUUGGUUUGGAGGAGGAAGCUAAGAAGCUUUUCGAGGAUAUGAAGCAGUCGGAGCAUUGUAGGCCGGACAGUUGGAGUUACACGGCAAUGUUGAACAUUUUUGGGAGUGGAGGGAAUGUUGAUGAGGCAAUGGGGUUGUUUGAAGAAAUGUCUGAGUUGGGGAUUGAGCUGAAUGUCAUGGGGUGCACUUGUUUGAUUCAGUGCUUGGGGAAAGCUAGAAGAUUCGGCGAUAUGGUUCGAGUCUUUGGUGUUGCAGUUGAAAGAGGGGUUAAACCAGAUGAUAGGCUUUGUGGGUGCUUACUGUCUGUUGUGUCAUUGUGUGAAAAAACUGAGGAUGAGGAUAAGGUCCUCUCUUGUUUGCAGCAGGCUAAUCCCAAGUUGGUUACCCUUGUCAAAGUGCUGCAAGAUAAGAAACUUGGGUUUGAGACAAUUAAAGAUGAGUUCAGGGAUGUUAUCAGUGGCACGUCAGUUGAAUCCCGGAGACCCUUCUGUAAUUGCUUGAUAGAUAUAUGCCGAAACAAAAACAACCAUGAGAGAGCUCAUGAGUUGCUCUAUCUGGGAACCCUAUACGGGUUGUAUCCGGGUUUACACAACAAGACUUCAAGGGAGUGGUGUUUGGAUGUUAGGUCACUGUCCAUUGGUGCAGCUCACACUGCACUUGAAGAGUGGAUGGGAACACUCUACAAAAUUGUUCAGCGUGAGGAGGCGUUGCCGGAGUUGUUUUCAGCCCAAACGGGUACCGGAACACACAAGUUCUCUCAAGGGCUGGCUCAUUCCUUUGCUUCUCAUGUGGAGAAAUUGGCUGCACCAUUUAGGAAGAGUGAAGAGAAAGCUGGUCGUUUUGUGGCGACCAGGGAGGAUUUAGUAUCUUGGGUGCAGUCACAGGCUCCAUCUACAGCCAUCACAGCUUAA